Molecule: messenger RNA, 723 nt
Organism: Cotesia glomerata
Lineage: Eukaryota; Metazoa; Arthropoda; Insecta; Hymenoptera; Braconidae
Gene: MED21
Product: mediator of RNA polymerase II transcription subunit 21
Exons: 3
Coding region: 105-656 (183 amino acids)
Biological process (GO): regulation of transcription by RNA polymerase II
Cellular component (GO): mediator complex
Molecular function (GO): transcription coregulator activity
Source: RefSeq, a predicted model, not a curated record
ACAUAACCUUAAUGUGAACAAUUAAACAGGAAUUUUUUAUAAAAUAUUUUUAUUGUUAAAAACAAAUUAAUAUUCUGAGAUUUUUUUAAAAUAGUUUUUUCAAAAUGGCGGACCGCUUGACGCAACUUCAAGACACAGUUAAUCAGCAAGCCGAGCACUUUUGCAACAGCGUAGGAAUCCUCCAACAAUACUCGACCCCGAGUAAGUUCCCGGGUUUCGACCGAAUAGGAACUCCGCAGCCGCAUCAGCCGCAAGAAGACUACGCGGCUUUGUUCGCGACGCUGAUCAUCAGGUGCGCCAAGGACAUCGACACGCUGAUCGAGAGUUUGCCGAGCGAAGAGUCUUCCCAAGAGCUCCAAGUAGCGAGUCUCAGCCGCCUCGAGCAAGAGAACCUGGAAGCCGGCGAGCAGCUGGAAGAAGUCGUUCGCCAAGGCGAAGCUCUCUUGCAGCGCAUCCAGGCCGCGUUGCAAGACAUUGCUCAGAGCCAGCUUGACAUGCAGAAUCCCAUCGCGCCGACAGCUUCGUCGCUCAAUUCUGGGAUUAAUUCUACUCAGUUUCAGCAAGAGGCUUUUACUUCAAACUCUGUGUCCGGUAAUGGCUCCAAUUCUCAUGCCAGUCACACGCCUGAAGCUUCUGCUGCUUCAAUUAGUCAGUAAACAAUUUAAUAUAAAAUAAUAAUAAUAAUAAUAAGUAAUUAUAAUUUUUUAGGAUCAACUUAAUUAA